Triticum dicoccoides is the source of this 1708-nucleotide messenger RNA. RefSeq names its product protein SRG1-like. The coding region runs from base 188 to 1036 and encodes 282 amino acids. Lineage: Eukaryota; Viridiplantae; Streptophyta; Magnoliopsida; Poales; Poaceae. The transcript is spliced from 4 exons. The record is from RefSeq and is a predicted model, not a curated record.
GGGCAACCGCAACCUUUGUCCCUUAGCUACCUCCUCUCCUUAUCGUCGACGACGUGUGCGACCACCAUAAUUCCCAGGCUCCCAGCACCUACGACUGAUCGUCGAGGCCAGCCGAGGUAUCGUCGUCACAUAGAUCGAGCGCUACUGAAAGACCAAACCAACCACGGAAGGUCGUGCAAUCGCAUCUAUGGAAAGCACAGGGGGAGCGAGACCAACGUCGACGGUGCAGGAGCUCGCCGGCGCCCACGGCAAGCCCGACGUGCCGGCCCGGUACGUCUCACGCAGUCACCACGAAAACGGCCAGCACCCCACCGCGGCGCCGGUCCCUGUCAUCGACAUCGACCGCCUUUUCAAGCAGGAGGGCGCCGCCGCAGCUGACGGCGAAGAGGCGAAGCUCCGGCAGGCGCUCGAGUCGUGGGGCCUCUUCCUGGUGACUAACCACGGCGUCGACACCUCGGUGAUGGACGGCAUGAUGGUCGCGUCAAGGGAGUUCUUCCGGCAGCCACCCGAAGAGAAACAGAGAUACAUCAACCUUAUCGGGGGCGAGCGGUUCCAGCUCGAGGGGUACGGGACCGACCGGGUGAGCUCGGCGGAGCAGAUCCUCGACUGGUCCGACCGCCUCUACCUCAGGGUGGAGCCCGAAGACGAGCGCAGCCUCGCCCUCUGGCCAGCGCAUCCUCAAACCUUCAUGAAUCUUCUGCACGAGUUCACCACGAAAUGUAGGGUGGUGAAGGAUGGACUGGUCCAGGCAAUGGCGAGGCUGCUGGGGCUCGACGACGACUAUAUAAUGGACCAGUUUGGGGAGAAGGCUGACACUUACGCUAGAUUCAGCUACUACCCGGAGUGCCCGAGGCCGGAGCUUGUGUUCGGCCUGAAGCCCCACUCCGAUGGGAGCGUUCUUACCGUGCUCAUGGUCGAUGACACCAUUGGUGGGCUCCAGAUUUUGAGAGAUGGUGUCUGGUUCGAUGUACCAAUUGUUCCUCACACCCUGCUGAUCAACAUAGGAGACCAAACUGAGAUUUAUAUGAGACAAUGAAGAUAUAGCGUGUCCAGAUCAUGGUUUUAUGCAGAAACUUGAGUCAUCUUGCCACCAAUGAUUUAGUAUGGAGUUUAUUUCAUAUAUUCUCACUGCUUAUUUCUAAUUUGUAUCUAUAUCAAUAUAAAGAUCACAGGUUGUAGAAAAAUGGCAUGCCUCCGUUAAUCACACAUAAACUUAUGGUUCUUAGUUAUACUUGUUGUCUCCUAAUUAUUUAAUCCCUAAAUUUAUUUUGUAUACAUGACAAUUGUUGGUUUUCUUGAAAAAACUAUGCGAUAUUUAUUUUAUAAAAAAUAUCUUCGCUUCAGCUUUGCAUGCUAUUUGAAAAUUUCCAAAAAGUGUUUCUAAUUCAUAGAAAAGUUAUACAACGAUUGCUACAUGUGGGCUUAUAAUUUUCUUGUGCUUCUAACAUCUUUGUUUAUGGAAGUAUGUAAAAUUACAUGGUUUUACAAUUUUCAAACAUGUCAAGGAUAACAAUGGUAAGAAAAGACGUCAUAACAAUUGUAGUUUUCUUCCCACAUUUGUGAUACCAGCCAUUAUUAACUGUUAUAUAUACAUUAUAUUUCAAAAUGAUUACGGGUCUACCUCCGCCAUGGGUGGAUCAGUUAGGAAGGUGGUCAGAGGUGAAAAUAUUCAUCACACAUCGAAAAGUCCCCCAAACUCUUGGCCUAA